Cavenderia fasciculata is the source of this 918-nucleotide messenger RNA. RefSeq lists its product as uncharacterized. Lineage: Eukaryota; Evosea; Eumycetozoa; Acytosteliales; Cavenderiaceae. The coding region runs from base 1 to 918 and encodes 305 amino acids. The record is from RefSeq and is a predicted model, not a curated record. The transcript has a single exon.
AUGGAUACACUAUCACCAUCAUCAUCAUCACUGCUAGAAAGAGUAGAAGAAGAGAAUAAAGAAUUAAGAAAACUCAUUGACGACAUACAUACGAGGAUGUGCACUAUAGAACAAGAAAACAAGUCAUUGAAAGACACUGUAGAAGAGCAACAAGCAAAUUUGUAUUGUUUGGGUGAUAAAUACAAAAUACUAAAUGAAAGAACUAAAACACUUGAACGCACUAUACCAUCACCAACAUCAUCACCUAUAGUACAAAAUAAUCAACAUACCAAAGGAGGAGAGCCCUCUACUUCAACUUUUGGUUAUUUGAGUAAUCUCUUCAACUCUACCAUGACCGCUCCACCAAACAAAUACCAAAAAUCCUCUUCAUCCUCUUCAUCAGCACUAACAACCAAUAAUAAUAAUCCUAAUCCUAUUAAUAAUAAUAUAACAACAAAUCUUUCACCAAUUAGAAUUAUAUUAUCAAGGCCUAGUCAAGGUUUUGAAAAAGGAUCGAUUGAUAAAAUACAAUAUUAUCUAAAGACAAAAGUACAUUUGUAUAUGUUGAACAAGUCAAACAUUAAUUUGUUGGAUUUUAAUGUUGUGGAGCAUGAACAACUUGCAAACAAUCCACUCAAUGCCAUAACCAAAGGUGUAUGUCUGUAUAUGGUUGGUUUUAACAGUGCAAGAAUCAUAUUUGAUGAACAUCUUGAUCAUAUCAAUAAGCUACGCGUACAAUACCCAUGUUGUAAAAUAGUAUUGGGUCUAUGGGUGUAUGGCGCUAAAUCAGAGCCAAUCCAAUUAGAUACCAAUAAUGCUACCGACCAAGUCCUAACUUUAAUCCACUCAAAUGGUUCAAUGGUUGAUGAAAAGUGUGCACAUGCUAUAGAAAUAAUAAAUAAUUUAAUUCAAUCUAAUAAUCAAAGACAAGAUAAAUAG